UUGCGCUCGGGCUGUGUGCAGUCAGGGCUGUAUAAAACCAGCGCACGAUCAGUCCUCUGGUAUCUUCCCCAUCAACGCAUUCACAAAUCGAGUGAAGCGAGACUUCUAAGGGACUUUCUGACUCUUGAGGAAAAAUGGAUCCUUGCGAUUGCGCCAAGACUGGAACUUGCAAUUGUGGUGCCACCUGCAAGUGCACUAAUUGCCAGUGUAAAACAUGCAAGAAGAGCUGCUGCCCCUGCUGCCCGUCUGGAUGCAGCAAGUGCGCCUCUGGCUGCGUGUGUAAGGGCAACUCCUGCGGCUCCAGCUGCUGUCAGUGAGGAGGUCAACGUGAUGUUUUGUUACAACUCAUCUAUGUGAACCUGUUCGUCUGUGCUGCGCGUCUUCGUUUUUGCAUCGCAUGAAUGUAGUCUUUUUACAAGAUAAUAAAUGGCCUCUAGUUCUCAAAUCUGACUGUUUAAUGUCGCAAAAUCGUUUAACAAAGGCUAAAGGGGGAGAAAAAUGCACUGAUUUGCACUGCUAUAAAUAAGACUAUCACAAUAUGUCUGUUCUUUAUAAAAAGACAAAUGUAAUUUUUUUUUUUCUGCAAUAUACUUUGCCUACAAUAUAAACGUCAACGUUA
Messenger RNA from Cyprinus carpio (common carp), 619 nucleotides. It is a transcript of the gene mt2, whose product is annotated as metallothionein 2. NCBI's taxonomy places the organism in Eukaryota, Metazoa, Chordata, Actinopteri, Cypriniformes, Cyprinidae. Gene Ontology annotation, molecular function: metal ion binding. The record is from RefSeq and is a predicted model, not a curated record.